CAAACUUAACUUCUUUUUAUUAUCUUGAAAGGUUCUUCUGAUGAAAAUACAUAUCCCCACGACUUAAACUGUCCAAUAAAUACAUUCACAUAAAUUUCUAGACAAUGUUUUUGCAGAGUAAGAAGUUCUAGUUCUCUGCAUAAAACCUUCAUUUGCACAAUUUCGUCAAAGGAACAGAAAACAAGAUCAAAUCAUGGGAUUUGAGUUUUCUGACUAUAUCUUCAAAGUGGAUGGAGAAUCUGACAAUGAUGAAUUUGCUCAUAUUCUUGAUGAUCAAGAUUCUUCAAGCAUGAACGAUGGAGAAAGUGCAAUUCUUUAUGGUAGCAGCAUCAUUGCUGAUGGUCACUCUUAUUCUGAACAAUGGCCAAGGAGUUAUAAAGAAACAACAGACUCGCUAUCGAUUGCUGCAUCACCAAAUGGGAUUAACCUUCUUAGGCAGGCACAAAGCAUAACUCAAAGCAUAACACAAAGCUUAACCAACAUAACUUUGAGCCAUCAUGAUCUAUAUGUCAAGGCUCCUUUCCUUACUCCAACUGACAAAUCCAAAGAGCAGUUUGAUAAAUUUUCCAGUACUUUAACAUGGUCAACCUUUGGCAAAUCAUCCUUCUACCAUGCUUCCGAGCAACAGAUGACUACUUAUGGGUGCAAUGUCACACAAACUGUCUUCAAUGGGUUCAGUGUAUUUGUUGGGAUCGGACUUUUGUCAGUGCCUUCUACCAUACAAGAAGGCGGUUGGGCAAGUGUAGGAUUAUUACUUCUGUAUGCAGCAAUGUGCUAUUUUACAGGCUAUCUUCUAAGGAAAUGUAUGGAGAUCAACAAAGAUAUCAUCACUUUUCCUGACCUAGGAGAGGCUGCAUUUGGAAACCUUGGCCGUGUAUUUGUAUCUAUUAUCUUCUAUAUUGAGUUAUAUUUUAGUUGUGUGGAAUUCAUAAUGAUGGAAGCAGAUAAUCUUGCUAAAUUAUUUCCAAAUGCUAGCUUACAAUGGGGGAACAUUUACCUCAGCCCGGUUCACUUCCUUGGAAUACUUUCUGCUCUCAUUGUUCUACCAACAUGCUAUCUUAGGGAUUUUCGCAAAAUCUCCUUCAUUUCCGCUGGAGGAGUAUUUGGAGUAGCAUGCAUAGCACUUUCACUAAUAUUAGUUGGUACAACCGAUGACAUUGGGUUCCAUCAAACUGGCCCUUUAGUGAAGUGGAAUGGCCUUCCUUACGCUCUUGGUGUGUUCGGUUUCUCCUACUCCGGUCAUUCUGUGCUUCCUAACCUAUAUCAUUCAAUGUCAGACAAGAAGAAAUUUCAGAAAGCACUAACAAUAAUUUUUGCAUUGUCGAUCUCAACAUACGUUCUAGUGGCUGUUUCCGGAUUCCUCAUGUUUGGUGCAGACACAAACGCUCAGAUCACACUUAAUCUACCCGGAAACUCUGCUGCCACAAAGAUUGCACUGUGGACGACAGUUCUGAGCCCCUUUUUCAAAUAUCCCUUGUUGCUAAACCCUUUGGCCAGGAGUCUAGAAGAAUUGCUGCCACCAACUUUGUCCAAUAGUUGCUGGUGUAUAAUUCCUUUGAGAACUGCCCUCGUUGUUUCUAGUGUUUGCGUUGCGUUUCUCGUACCCUUUUUUGGUUAUGUGAUGGCCUUUUCUGGAUCAUUAUUGUGCUUACUCGCGUCUAUUGUAGUGCCAACUCUUGGCUAUGUAAGAGUUGCCAAAAACCUGUCAUCCUUACAGAUUAUUACGUGCUAUGCAGUCGUGGUCAUAGGUCUCAACGUCGCAUUAUUUGGGACAUAUUCUUCAGUCUAUAGCAUUAUCAACAGCUACUAAUUCACUCCCCUUGUUCGGUAUCUAGAUAAAACUCUAAUCUUAGAGAUUUAAAACUAAACAAACCAAUGUAAUUAUCGGAUAAAUUGUACAUUUCCUCUUUUCUUGUUCUGGUUUUUUCUGUAUUUUGGUGAGUUUUCGUUGGUGCUGAAAUUAUGAGGAGAUGCCGAUCCUUAGGCCUGCGUAAAUAACAGGACUGCCUUCUACAAGUGAUGGUUCAGGCACUCCAUUGCAGUAGAAAGUUCAAAUCUCUACUUCACAGAGUGUACAGUUUUUGGCCAGGAUUUAGCAGCUCAAGUUAUUUAUAGUAUUCAACCUUGAACAACUUUCAAUCUCUUUCACUCU
Molecule: messenger RNA, 2152 nt
Organism: Beta vulgaris subsp. vulgaris (sugar beet)
Lineage: Eukaryota; Viridiplantae; Streptophyta; Magnoliopsida; Caryophyllales; Amaranthaceae
Product: amino acid transporter AVT1A
Exons: 12
Coding region: 194-1810 (538 amino acids)
Biological process (GO): amino acid transmembrane transport
Cellular component (GO): vacuolar membrane
Molecular function (GO): amino acid transmembrane transporter activity
Source: RefSeq, a predicted model, not a curated record